AUGGGGAGUGCUUCCUUUAUUCCUUCUGAGAUGGUUAAGAUAACGGUUUUUAUGAGUCUCCUAUGCUUUAGUUUCAGUCUUUAUGAGUGCAAAGGGUGUCUAGAGGAGGAGAGGAUUGCUCUCUUACAACUUUGGGAUUCUUUCAACCCACAUGGUUCUGAUGUUUAUACGAAGUUGGAGGAAGAUGAUUGUUGUCAAUGGUUUUUUGUAAAGUGCGACUUGUUUAAUUCGACAAACCGUGUGGUUAUCAUUUAUCUUUCCUACCAAAGCUAUACUACAGGGCUGGGAACAUUGUACCCGAAUGCUUCUUUGUUUACUCAAUUCAGAGAGUUACGAUCUCUAUACUUAGAUGGUAACAAUAUCGGAGGUUGGAUUAUGCCAGAAGCAUUAUGUGAACUACAGAAUCUAAAAGUGUUGUCUCUAAGUGAGAAUAGUCUAAACGAUUCAGGCCUUCCAAGAUGUCUUGCACGUGACCUUCCAUUUUUGAAAUAUAUUUCCUUACAGGGAAAUUUUUUCAACCUAUCAUUUCCUCUUUUAUCAGCAUUAUGUGGUUCAAGGAAUCUCCGGGUGUUGGAUCUAAGCCAUAAUAUUGUAAGUAAUGGAGGUUUUCCACCUUGCAUGUUGGGUACAUUCUCUUUGUUGGAAAGACUCUCUUUACAGAAUUUUACUCUUGAACAAUCGCCUAAUGUCCUAACAGCAUUAGAAGGAGCAAGAAAUCUUCGACACUUGGAUCUAAGAUACAACAAUCUCAGUGAUGGAAGUCUAAAAGCAUUAUGUGGAGCAAGGAAUCUCAAGACAUUGCAUUUAGGUCAUAGCAGUCUCAAUGUGGAAAGUAUACCACCUUGUCUACCACAAAGUCAUUCUUAUUUGGAAAAACUUUUCCUCGAACGCAUUUUUAUCAAAGGCUCUUAUGCUCUUCUAAAAGGAUUAAUAUGUGGAUGGAAACAACUGAAAAUGUUGGAUCUACAUCUGAAUGAUCUCAGUGAUGAAAGCUUACCCUCUUGUCUAUGGCAUAACAACUCUCUGCUUGAAGAGCUUCACCUGUCCUCAAAUAAUUUAAAAGGUUCACUUGGCUUCACAGCAGCAGGGCUGUGUAAACUAAGGAAGUUACGACAUAUUGACCUUACCAUGAACUCAAUAGAUGACAUCCACUGGCCAUGUUUGAGCCAAUUGAAUUCUUUGCAGACUCUUUAUCUUGGGCAAAACCAAAUAUCAGGCACCAUUCCUCCUUUGAUUUCUAAUCUAACUUCUCUUGUCAAGCUUGACCUUUCCAAUAAUAAGUUGGAUGGAGUGGUCUUCUUCUCCAUGUUUGCAAAUCUUUCAAAACUUGAACGCAUUAACCUUUCAAACAAUAGAGAGUUAGAAGUUGAAACCGAGUUCCCCAGUUAUUGGGUUCCAUCUUUCCAACUAAAUUCCUUGCACUUAGGAAGUUGUAAGCUCAAUAUGCGUACUCAUGGUAACAUACCCCACUUCAUUUCCACCCAAUACAGCCUGGAUGAUUUAUCUUUGUCAUAUAACUCUCUUCGAGGAACAGUUCCAUCUUGGCUGUUUUAUAAUGCUACUCCACAUUUUUACUCAUUGAUCUUGAAGGGUAACCAUUUACAUGGGCCACUUCCUCUGCCCUUAAGAAAUGAAACAUCAAUGCUAGGAUAUCUUGACAUCUCCGAUAACAACAUCGAAGGGCAACUUCCUAGAAACAUCGAUGUGCUUUUCCCAUAUUUAGCAUUCUUUAACAUGUCUACAAACAAACUUGAAGGCUGCAUCCCACCCUCGUUUGGCAAUUUAAUUAGCAUUGCUACAUUAGACUUAUCAAACAAUUCCUUUGUAGGCGAAGUACCUCAUAGAUUAACUCAGAAUAACUCUCGGCUGUUAUUUUUAAGCUUAUCAAAUAACCAUUUGCAUGCAAUGCCAAGAGUUUCCAAUGUGACAAAUCUACAAAUCUUAAGUCUUGAUGGCAAUCUCUUCACAAAACCCAUCUCAAUCACUCCAUCAAGUGUUCCUAGUCUCCAAAUUCUAGACCUAAGUAGGAACUCCAUAUCUGGCAACAUCCAAGAUUGGUUGCAUGCUUUCCCAUACAUGGUCUCGCUCCUUAUUAGAGAAAAUCAUUUUGUUGGUUCCCUUCCAGCAUCAUUGUGUCAAAUGCAACGGUUAUGUAUUUUGGAUAUGUCAAAUAACCAUCUAUUUGGAAGCAUACCUCCUUGUGUCAACAACAUCACCUCAUGGCUGGAAGAAUCUGUAUAUCUGUUUUUUGGAGACUCAUGGUCUAAUGGCGAAGAAGAUAUUGUCAAAGUAAAUUUUGCCACAAAGGGACAUUUGUACUCAUAUGAAGGUCUUCCUCUUUACCAAAUGACUGGGAUUGAUUUAUCUCAAAACCAAUUAACCGGUGAUAUUCCAUCUCAGUUAGGAGAGCUAAGAGCCCUGCAUUCAUUAAACCUUUCUCACAAUUCUCUAAUUGGCUAUAUUCCAGAAUCCUUUCAAGGGUUGGAAAAUUUGGAGAGUUUAGACCUCUCCAACAACAAGUUAGUGGGAAAGAUCCCUUCUCAAAUGAUUCAACUCUCUUUCCUUUCCGACUUCAAUGUGGCCUUCAAUCAACUCUCAGGAAAGAUCCCAUAUGAGAACAAUUUUGCUACUUUCACUAUGGAUAGCUACAUUGGCAAUCAAGGACUUUGUGGACCUCCAACUGAAGUCAAUUGUUCAUCACCUCAACCACAGCAUCAUGAAUACAAGAAAAUUGAUGAUGAUGAACAAAGUCUGAUCGACAAUGACUUAUUUUUCUAUUCGUAUGUGGUUCUUUCUUAUGCCUUGGGAUUUUGGAUUGUUGUUGCUCCCCUUCUUCUCAGCAGAAAUUGGCGCAGAAAGUACUACAGAGUUGUGGAUAAAUGCAUUGAUUGGUGCAGCGAUGGGCUCUUCUGGUUCUUGUUUUAUAUCAAAAAUUGUUGGAAAUUAUUUACCUCUAAAAUAGAGCAAUAAGG
Macadamia integrifolia is the source of this 2972-nucleotide messenger RNA. Its product is annotated as receptor-like protein 56. The record is from RefSeq and is a predicted model, not a curated record. NCBI's taxonomy places the organism in Eukaryota, Viridiplantae, Streptophyta, Magnoliopsida, Proteales, Proteaceae. The transcript has 7 exons. The coding region runs from base 1 to 2970 and encodes 989 amino acids. Gene Ontology annotation, molecular function: protein binding.